Molecule: messenger RNA, 3840 nt
Organism: Phodopus roborovskii (desert hamster)
Lineage: Eukaryota; Metazoa; Chordata; Mammalia; Rodentia; Cricetidae
Gene: Trim35
Product: tripartite motif containing 35
Exons: 6
Coding region: 16-1590 (524 amino acids)
Biological process (GO): innate immune response; positive regulation of apoptotic process
Molecular function (GO): zinc ion binding; protein binding
Source: RefSeq, a predicted model, not a curated record
CGCCCGCGGCUAAGCAUGAAGGCGGCUUCGGUGGUGACCACAACGGCGGCUGCUGCUGCUGCGGCGGCGGCUGCUGCUGCUGCGAUGGAGCCGGGCCCUUCUGUGUCUCCGGGGCCUUCGCGCUCCUUCAAAGAGGAGCUGCUGUGCGCUGUAUGCUACGAUCCGUUCCAUGACGCGGUGACGCUGCGCUGCGGCCACAACUUCUGCCGCCGGUGUGUGAGCAGCUGCUGGGAGGUGCAGACGACGCCCUCAUGCCCGGUGUGCAAGGAACGAGCGGCUCCCGGGGAGCUGCGCACCAACCACACGCUCAACAACCUGGUGGAGACCCUGCUGCGGGAGGAGGCCGAGGGCGCGCGCUGGACCGGUCGCCGAUCCCCGCGCCCCUGCCGAGCGCACCGCGCCCCUCUUACGCUCUUCUGCCUGGAGGACAAAGAGCUGCUGUGCUGCGCCUGCCAGGCCGACCCCCGACACCAGGAGCACCGCGUGCAGCCCAUUAAGGACACUGCUCAGGACUUCCGGGCCAAGUGUAAGAACAUGGAGCAUGUGCUUCGAGAGAAAGCCAAGGCCUUUUGGGCCCUGCGGCGUACCUAUGAGGCCAUCGCCAAGCACAAUGAGGUGCAGACGACUUGGCUGGAAGGCCGCAUUCGGGAUGAGUUUGACAAGCUCCGAGAUUUCCUGAGGGUGGAGGAACAGGCCACCUUGGAUGCCAUGAAGGAAGAGAGCAGAAAGAAGCACCUGCUGGCUGAGGAGAAGAUGAAACAGCUGGCAGAACAGACUGAAGCCCUGGCUCGAGAGAUUGAGCGUCUGCAGAUGGAGAUGAAGGAAGAUGACAUGACCUUCCUCAUGAAACACAAGAGCCGAAAACGCCGGCUCUUUUGCACUGUGGAGCCAGCUCCUCUCCAGCCUGGCUUGCUUAUGGAUGCAUGCAAGUAUCUGGACUCCCUGCAGUACCGUGUCUGGAAGAAGAUGCUUGGAUCUGUGGAAUCUGUGCCCUUCAGCUUGGAUCCCAAUACAGCUGCUGGUUGGCUCAAAGUGGCUGAUGACCUCACAAGUGUCAUCAACCAUGGCUACCGAGUGCAGGUGGAGAAUCCAGAGCGUUUCUCCUCGGCACCCUGCCUGCUGGGUUCUCAGGUUUUCUCGAAGGGCUCCCAUUCUUGGGAGGUAGAUGUGGGUGGCCUGCCGAGCUGGCGAGUAGGUGUGGUGAGGGUGCAGGCUCAUGCACAGGCACAGGCUCAGGCAGAUGUAGGUGGUGAAGGCCACUCACAUAGCUGCUAUCACGACACACGUUCGGGCUUCUGGUACCUAUGCCGUACACAGGGUGUGGACGGAGACCACUGCAUGACUUCAGACACAGCCACCGCCCCUCUGGUCCAGGCCAUGCCACGCCGCCUGCGUGUGGAGCUGGAGUGUGAGGAGGGUGAGCUGUCCUUCUAUGACUCUGAGCGCCACUGCCACCUGUAUACCUUCCAUGCCCACUUUGGGGAAGUAAGGCCCUACUUCUAUCUGGGGACCUCUCGGGGUGAUGGUCCCCCAGAGCCUCUGCGCAUCUGCCAUCUGCGAGUCUCCAUCAAGGAAGAACUGGACAUCUGAGCUGCCAGAGUCUGCUGAACACUGGGCUGUUUUGUUCCAACAUCUUCUGGUAGCCCACUAUUGACACCAUUCAGCAUCCUGUAUCCUGUCUUUUCUGUAACUUCACAUCCUCUUGUGCCUCUGUCUUUAUUUUUGGUUGCUUUUCUGCCCCCAAAGUCAAGAGCCAUCCAAGAGAUGCUUGGUGAGCCUGGGCACCAUUUAGAGUCAUGGCACUUUCGGGAUGUGGGUUUUCUGAUUUCCUUUGUCCUUCUAGAAUUGCUGAUGAAGAUGUUUUCUUGUAGAAUGUACAUCUAUAAAUGUAGGUGUGACUGUUUUUAGAGAUGAUCAGGCCAGCCUAUCAGAGAUGCUUCUUGUUGAGUCAGUUUGUCAUUUCUAUUUCCCUAUCAGGCCACACAGGGGAGCCCCAGGGGUAGUUUUGUAAGACAGUAAGACAAGCUAGGCAUUGGCCGGCCUAACUGGGUGGUGUGACUUUUGGCAGUUGGUCUAAGGCCCAGGAGUUCCUCUGUUUGUGUGAUGGUUAGGACAGGAAGGCCCUGGCCUGCUCUGUGGGAACUGUGUAGGGUGUGGGGUACUCUGGCAUACAGCUCAGAGUUAGUGGAUGUCACAGGAAAGGCCGCUCUAAGGCUUUUGGCAGUGGCUAAGGAUUGACCAGUUUCAAGUCAGUGACAGGCAGAAGCAACAGAACGCAGGGAGAAGAGAAGAUAGCUGAUGCUGCCUGGGCACGGACCCAAGCCCUGCUCCUCAUUCUGAGUCAGAGCUUCUAGGUGGCAUGCAAUUGACCCUGGUUGACCAAUCAGGGUCCGUUCAUCCUUUGAAAUUGUCCAAAGUUUCUAGAACACUUUAAAAACAUUGACCUGUUUUUGCUCCUCCUCUCUGUCUCUCUCUGGGCCUUAGUUUCCGUGUCUGUGAGUUACUAGUGGUCUUGGAAAUCAUGGGAGAAGUUCUGAGAAGGGGCUGUUUCAGUUAGGAACUGAAAGGCUCCAGAUUGCAGUCUGACAACCAUGGGGAUGGGAGAGUCCUGUCCCUCUGCCCUCUCGUCAUUGGCUUCAGUCCACUUGUUCUUGCUCUGUUCUCUACCAGGUUUCACCCCAAUUUGUCCUUUGUGUUUACCUCCACAUUUUCUUUCUCAGUCAUGCUUGUAGAUGGAGUCUAAUUGCUAGCUACCAAGCCCCGAGGAAUAUUGUAAGGAGAAAUAUCUUCCCAGGUGCACUGUUGUAAUCAGGGACACAUUACUGACCUAGGACUUGGCAUCCCAUUUUCAGCCUGCACCCCUUAUUACAUAAGCCUGAAGUUUUAAACCAUGCCACUCGCCCACUAAUUGGCUAUAAAUGGGUCAUUUGCAUUGCUUCUCUGACAAGUGGGGCCUCAGAAGAAACACUACAAUGCAGGCCAAACUGGGAACAGGGAUAGCGUUGGCAGAUGCUUGGGCACUUUGGGAUCCAAGUAGGUUUGAAAGGAAAUGCCCUUGGUGUGGUGCUUUCUGUUUCUACACAAGGAACUUUCUCUGAAGUUACUGUUACAAUGAGCUUUUUAUUUUCACUUUAAUUCUUUUGAAAUAGAGUAAUUUCAGUGAUCUAGACUCCUUUAGAAAAAUUUUAUUGAACCCACAACUAACAAUGUUUUCUUUCAGUGCUUUUGUAAACACAGAUUCCUAUUGUAAUUUGUACCUGACCUGAUGCUUUCCAUUGUAAGAUUUCAUGGUGUGCAGUGAAUGUACUGUUUAGUUUGUAAGUUGGUGGACAUUUGACUUGUUGCAGCUUUUUUUAAGCUAUUAUGAGUACAGCUGCUAUGAAAUUUGUGUGCAAGUUUUGUGUGGACGUGUCUUUUUUUUUUUCCCCCCCUUCUCUGUUGUAUACCUUGGAGUUUGUUUUCCAGGUCAUAUGAUAAUUAUAUUAAACCCUUUGAGGACUUGCCAAACUGUUUCUAAUAGAGCCGUACCAUUUUCUACUCUCACCAGCAGCAGAUGAGGGCUGGGUUGUAACACAUUCUUGCCAGCACUGUCUGCCCUCUAGCUUAGCUAUCCUGGUGAGAAAGCAGCUUGUCUCAUUUGACCUGUAGCUGCCACCCCUGACGGCUGGAAACGGAACAUCUUUUCUCAUGUCUGCUGUGUAUCUACUUUUAAGAGACUUCCAAACCUUUGCCCCUUGGGUUGUCUGUCCUCUCAUUAUGAAGUUUUAUGAGUUUGUUAUGCAUUCUAAAUAAAAGUUCCUCUGUCAGAUAAAUUACUUAUAAAAACUUUCCUCCUAUUCA